AUGGCUUCGCUGAUCUCCAACAACGGGCCCACCGCCUCCUCCGAUUCCACCACCAACACUUCAGAGACCUUCCAUUGUCUGCUGUCCACCGACGGCAAGCGCUUUCGCAUCUCGGAGAAAGCGGUCCGCCUGUCGAUUGUUAUUCGAGAGCUGCUGGACAAUUGCACCUCCGCCGCCACCGCCGGAAAUGGUGAUGAGCAAUUCUACAAGGGCGAAUGCGACGGCGAUACGCUGGCCCUGGUGGUCAGCUGGCUGGAGCACCACAAGGACGACCAGGCCGGCGGUUUUGUGGAGAUGGACGAGAAGUUUGAGGAGACCCAGGCCUGGGACGAGUUUCGCGAAGGCGAGCUGCCCGCAUGGGACAACGACUUCUUCAGUCGCAUCGAUUUGAACACCGGCCUCUGGGAGCUACUGAGAGCGGCCAACUUUCUGGACAUCAAGAAUCUGCAAGCCUACGCCUCCAAGGUGAUCGCCAAACAGGUGGAGGGCAAGAGCGUUGAGGAGAUGCGCCAGAUUUUUGGCAUCAACGCCAAUGAUGAGCCCUGGGUCAAUGAGCAGUAG
Molecule: messenger RNA, 561 nt
Organism: Rhagoletis zephyria (snowberry fruit fly)
Lineage: Eukaryota; Metazoa; Arthropoda; Insecta; Diptera; Tephritidae
Source: RefSeq, a predicted model, not a curated record